Molecule: messenger RNA, 2999 nt
Organism: Hylaeus volcanicus
Lineage: Eukaryota; Metazoa; Arthropoda; Insecta; Hymenoptera; Colletidae
Product: calcium-dependent protein kinase 5-like
Exons: 16
Coding region: 720-2966 (748 amino acids)
Biological process (GO): protein autophosphorylation; peptidyl-serine phosphorylation; intracellular signal transduction
Cellular component (GO): nucleus; cytoplasm
Molecular function (GO): calcium ion binding; calmodulin binding; calcium-dependent protein serine/threonine kinase activity
Source: RefSeq, a predicted model, not a curated record
UGUUUAGGUUUUGUGUCUUCAAAAUAAUUUUUGUAGUAAUCUCAUAUAAAAGUUCUUUUUUUUUACGGUUUGUAUCGUGGUAAAAAAAAAAAAACUAAAGACACCAAAUGGUAUCUUUAAAUUAUUCCGUUUUCAUUUAAUUCUUCACUUCUUAUUUUUCUUUAGUUUUUAGUGAUUAGCAAUCUAAAAAGAUUACUUGAAAUGAAAAUGUGUGUGUGUUUUUUCUUUUUUUAAUUUAAUGUUUGAACACAUUAAAAAAAAAAAUUCUCUUAACUUGAUCAUACAUCAAAGUAACUUUUUUAGACAAAUAGAAAAAUUGUUAUCAGUCGACAGAUAAGCUAGUUCAAUGCAUAUACCAAAAUAGUUGUUUGUACUCUUUUUUUUUUCAUUAAAAUAUCGAGUUUAUGGCAUUGACUACUUUGAAUUAAUUCAUUGAAAUAUAUUAAAACUUGAAUGUUUUUUGGGGUUUUUAAAUCCAUUGCUAAUCUAAAAAAUUGAAUGAUAUUGAAUAAAAAUGAUAACGUUUCCAUAAAACUCCUUUUAUUUUCCCUCUUUUUUUUUUUCCUUGGCUUGGUUUGACAGGAAAUUUAAAAAAAAGUUAUUUUUUAAAAAACCAACACUACUUUUCUGCUAUGAAUAAUAUUUUUCUCUUUUAGUAGCAAUUUUUAUUUAACAACCUUUUUUUCUUUUGAAAAACAAGAAAAUGUUGUACUAACAAAAUGAACAUGAAAAAAACAAAAACGUCGAUUUCCGGCCCUCACCAUAUAGAAACACAUGAGUAUACUAAUCAUCCAACGACUCACUUAUCUUCUAAACAAAAUUUAUUUAUGGAAACAUGCACAUUGACGAAUCCUUUGACUCAAAUAGAUGUUGAAGUAACGCCACCUACACCAUGUGAUACCGAUUCUCAUGUCUUGGAUGAUUUGUCAAUCUGUCAUAAAAUUGUGGAUCAUGAUGAAUCAGUUUACUCCAAGAAGCACUUACAGUCAGGACACCAAAAUCAUUUCACCCAUCAGAAACAAAAUAAAAAUCAGCAAAAUGCUUCAACUGUUUAUCCUACAAUCAUGUCACCUUUUAUAAAAAAUAAAAAUAAUUAUAUUAUUCCAGUUACUCCCUGUGUGAAUCCUGUAGCAUUACAAGAUAAACAUUGUAAUCGGCUGAUACAAAGCCAAAAAUCGAAACUGUGUAAAAAUUGUACUAGUAAAAAAAAUGAUCAUAAUAAGAAUGAAAAAAGCUUUUCUUGUACUCUUGAUGAAGAAAAAGAAACAAAGGAAAGUGAUGACACGGCCAUCGACAAGACUAGUAUACAUUGUGAAGAGAUAUUAAAACAAAAAUCAAAUAAUGAACGUUUAUUAGAAAAGACCUACAUUAUAGCUUCCAAAUCAUUUAAAGAAGCAUCAAAACGGUUUUGUGAAAGUAGACAAAUGUACCGAUUAUCACAAAGCAAUGCUUCGGAAUUCACAUCUCGAGCAUACAAUAGAGCCUAUAAGUCUAGGAAAGUACAAGAAAAAAAUACUUUCUUUCAUCGUUUCUCCUUUGUCAAACAUGAAAUCAUUACAGGAGGAGCAUCAUUUAGUGAUUACUACGACUUGAAUGUGAAAAGUUUAGGAAAAGGGUCAUUUGGUUCCGUUGUGGGGGCUCGAGAUUUACGUACGGGUUCUUUGCGUGCAGUUAAAAUUGUCUACAAACCAAAAGUAGCAAAUGUGACACGUUUGAAACGCGAAAUACUUAUCAUGAAAGCUUUAGAUCAUCCUAAUAUUAUUCGUUUGUUCGAAGUGUUUGAAGACACGAAAAAUCUUUAUCUUGUGAUGGAAAUUUGUUUAGGUGGUGAACUAUUCGAUCGUAUUAUAAAAUUAGGUCAUUUUCCGGAACGCUAUGCUGCCUUGGUUUUAAAACAAAUUCUAUCUGCAAUUUCCUAUUGUCAUGCUAACGAUAUUAUUCAUCGCGAUUUAAAACCAGAAAACGUUCUUUUUAAUGAAACGUCUUCUUCUUCCUUAAAAGUGAUAGAUUGGGGAUUCGCAGCUAAAUGUAUUGAAACACAAAAAUGUUGCUCUCUUGUUGGUACACCUUAUUAUGUUGCUCCUGAAAUUUUGUUAGGUAGUUAUGACCGGCAAUGUGACGUAUGGAGUGCGGGUGUUAUUUUUUAUAUUCUGUUGUGUGGUUACCCUCCGUUUUAUGGGAAAAAUAAUAAUGAAAUCUUAAAAAAAAUUAAGGAAGCUCAUAUAUCUUUUGAUAGUCGCUAUUGGAAUACAAUUUCGGAAGAUGCUAAAAAUUUACUUCGUGGUUUAUUGAAAUAUGACUCCAAACGACGGCUGACUGCUGCGCAAGCGUUACAACAUCCGUGGAUACAAUAUCAUACCCGUUCAUUAUUAGGAUUUGAUGCCACUUUAUCUAAUAAAUUGGGAGAAUAUUUGAUACAUAAGUUCAAAGCAUUUUUAGAACAUAAUAAAUUUAAAAAAUUAACCUUGACAGUUAUAGCUUUUCAGAUGAAUAAAAAAAAUAUCAGUAAACUUCAUGAUAUCUUUUCAGUUUUGGACAGGGAUGCGGAUGGUGUUUUAAGUAAUACAGAGUUAAGUAUGGGAUUAUCUCGAAUGAAUGUUCAAUAUAGUGAUUUCCUUGGGAAAAUCUUUCAUGAAAUCGAUACAGACGGCAAUGGAACGAUUGAUUAUACGGAAUUCAUAGCGGCAUCGUUAGACUAUCGGUUUUAUGAGCAAGAGGUCGUGUGUAGAGAGGCUUUUCAUGUGCUUGAUCUUAAUGGCGAUGGUAAAAUAUCCAUAAAUGAAAUUCGACAUUUAUUACAAAUCAACUCUCGAAACUCGACUCAUUUUGACCGAACACUACAUGAAAUGAUCAAUGAGGUGGAUGUGAAUCAAGAUGGUUACAUAGAUUUUCAUGAAUUUAUGGAAAUGAUGCGAAAAGAAAACACGCAAAAAAGUGGCAAAAACCAAAAUAAAUUGUUUUUUUAAUCAAAAGACUACGUUAUCGGUUCCCUUUGAAGU